CCAACAAUUCAUAUUCAUCCAAUCCUAACUCUUCAUUCACUGCCCCGCUACCCGGUUAUGGUAAGACCCUCAACUCAAGCUCGGUACCUACUGCAAUAGGUAAACACCUAAAAGUCACAAGUAAAUCUUUUAAUCAUUUUCUCUUUUUUUUAUCGGAGGGGCGGUGAACUUUUCAUAUCUUUUGGUACAUAUUGACAGAAAGGGAUUCAUAAUAACCCAACAAAAAGUUGAUCGUUGUCAUAAGUAUUUGGUAUAUUAUCCCAUGCACAUGUGAACAUUUAUACUUUCUUUUUCCUCUAAACCCACCUUCUUUAAGCAUCUCCAUAACGCUAUACAUACAUACAUUAUCUACCCCUCCUCCCUUGUUCAUCUUUUGACUUCUUCACCAUGUCCGGCCUUCCUCCAGUUUAUAUCGUCUCAGCUGCGAGAACCCCCGUGGGAUCAUUCUUGGGAACCCUGUCGAGCCUGAGUGCCACACAGUUGGGCUCCAUUGCCAUCAAAGCUGCUGUUGAGCGUGUUCCCCAGAUCAAGCCUGAAGAUGUAGAGGAAGUCUUCUUUGGCAAUGUUCUCUCUGCAGGGCUCGGUCAAGCACCUGCCCGCCAGUGUGCUAUCGGCGCUGGUCUCCCCCAAUCUGUCGUCUGCACUGGCGUCAACAAAGUCUGCGCCUCGGCCCUGAAAGCCAUUAUCCUUGGCGCCCAAACCGUCAUAACAGGCACUGCCUCCAUUGUCGUUGUCGGCGGCACCGAGUCCAUGUCCAACACUCCUCACUACCUGCCUACUCUACGCAACGGCGCCAAGUUUGGCGACCAAAGUCUAAUUGACGGCAUGCUCAAGGACGGUCUGACUGAUGCCUACGCGAAUGAGCACAUGGGUCUAUCCGCUGAGCUAUGUGCUGAUGACCACGGCUUUGACCGCAAGGCACAGGACGACUAUGCCAUUGAGACCUAUACCCGUGCCCAGAAAGCCACUGCUGCUGGCAUUUUCUCCAAGGAGAUCGUCCCUGUCGAGGUCAGCGGCGGCCGCGGCAAGCCCGCAGUACAAAUCACCACCGACGAGGAAGUUAAGAACCUCAACCCCGAUAAAUUGAGGACAGUCCGCCCUGUCUUCAAGCCCAAGGAUGGCAGCGUCACCGCCGCCAACGCCGCCCCCCUCAACGAUGGUGCCUCCGCACUAGUCCUCAUGUCUGAGGCUAAGGUCAAGGAGCUAGGCGUGACACCCAUUGCUAAGAUCCUCGGCUGGGGUGAUGCGGCCCGUGAGCCGCAACGCUUCACCACCGCCCCCGCACUAGCCAUCCCCAAGGCUAUUAAGCAUGCGGGCCUAACCGACAAGGACGUCGAGUACUACGAGAUCAACGAGGCCUUUUCCGUCGUUGCUCUAGCCAACAUGAAGCUCCUAGGCCUGACCCCCGACCAGGUCAACGUAUACGGUGGUUCCGUCGCCAUCGGCCACCCGCUCGGCUGCUCGGGCGCUCGCAUCGUCACCACACUAACGACGGUGCUGCGUGAGAAGAAGGCCAAGAUAGGAUGUGCGGGUAUCUGCAAUGGUGGUGGUGGUGCCAGUGCUAUUGUCAUCGAGAGUCUACAGUGACUAGAUGACGCUGAUACCAGCACUGAAACCGAGACACAAGGGCUCCCUGGGAGAGGAAGAAGGGAUUCACGGAUAUGACGAUACAUGGGUUGAGUACGAAUCAGUAUUGUGACGAUGCCGAUGACGAACUCCAUCCGGACAUAGAUAGAGUUAAGUGGAAAGGGUGAAACCCUCCACUUAACUACCUAGGCGCCUACUUAGGUAGGUAUCCUAUCUGUAGAAGUGUAAAUAUCCUUACCUAUAUAUUCCGUGGAAAGAGGGAAUAAAUGAAAUAAGAAAUAUAAUAUAACCAAA
This is a messenger RNA of Hypoxylon fragiforme, 1881 nucleotides long. Its product is annotated as acetyl-CoA acetyltransferase. Gene Ontology annotation, biological process: ergosterol biosynthetic process; fatty acid beta-oxidation. NCBI's taxonomy places the organism in Eukaryota, Fungi, Ascomycota, Sordariomycetes, Xylariales, Hypoxylaceae. The record is from RefSeq and is a predicted model, not a curated record. The coding region runs from base 388 to 1587 and encodes 399 amino acids. Gene Ontology annotation, molecular function: acetyl-CoA C-acetyltransferase activity. The transcript is spliced from 4 exons.